AUGAGCUUAGAGUUGAGGCGAAGGAGCAGGAGUGAUAAAGUCGAGCCACGGAGACCCUCUUCACGCAAGACCACCGAGACCAACACUGACAGCUGUGGUGGCUGCAGUGAUGUUAUUGACAAAGUGGUGAAAAGUUAUUCUCAGACCUGGAAAAGACAAGACGACAACUUCAAUAAAUUCAGAAAUCAGCUGAGCUCCAGGUGUAAUGGUUUUCAUAAGGCCAUCGUCACACAGACCAACACUCCGGUGGGAACAAAACUUAUUUAUGACGGAGAGAAAAAGAAAAGUCUUCAAGUCAAUCAGGACAUCUUCAACACUUUCCUAAAGGGUAACCCAUUUUCCAAUAAAAGUCUGGACACAUGUGCAGUGGUUGGGAAUGGAGGGAUUCUGGUCAAUAGCAGCUGUGGAGAGGCCAUAGACUCCGCCCAGUUUGUGAUCAGAUGUAACCUCCCCCCAAUAGAGAACUACAGGACACAUGUGGGAAAUAAAACAGACAUUGUGACGGCGAAUCCCAGCAUAUUUAUGGAGAAAUACGGGGCACUGAUGGGUCGCCGCCGUCCAUUUGUGGAGAGCCUAACGGUGUUCGGGAAGGCCAUGCUGCUCAUUCCCGCCUUCUCGUACGGCCACAACACGCCCCUGUCCAUGCGGGCCUUUUACUCCAUCGAGGAUUUCGGAAGCCCCAUUCGCCCCAUAUUCUUCAACCCCGAGUACCUCCAGAAACUGUCUGCGUUCUGGCGUUCGCAAGGCCUCCGAGCGGUCCGCCUCAGCACUGGGUUGAUCAUGGCGAGCUUGGCACUGGAAGUCUGUGACAAUGUGCACCUCUAUGGAUUCUGGCCCUUUGGCAAUCACCCUCACGGACUGGCGCCGCUGACGAAUCACUACUACGACGACCGACAGACGAAGAAAAAGUUUCACGCCAUGCCGGCCGAGUUCGAGUUGUUGCUCAAGUUGCACAGUCAAGGGGUUCUCAAGCUCCACCUGGGACAGUGUUCUCCACAGAAACUGCCUUCACCCGCCUUGAGCGAAACAAAACAGAAGAAACUCACUCCUGGUUGA
This is a messenger RNA of Knipowitschia caucasica, 1056 nucleotides long. The record is from the annotation of a GenBank genome assembly. Lineage: Eukaryota; Metazoa; Chordata; Actinopteri; Gobiiformes; Gobiidae.